Messenger RNA from Emiliania huxleyi CCMP1516, 222 nucleotides. RefSeq lists its product as hypothetical. The record is from RefSeq and is a predicted model, not a curated record. Lineage: Eukaryota; Haptophyta; Isochrysidales; Noelaerhabdaceae. The transcript has 2 exons. Bases 1 to 222 code for a protein of 73 amino acids.
AUGUGGGCCUCCGGGCCUGCUGCGGCGGCGCGGCCGGUUGAGGCCGGGCUCGGCCCGGCCCGCGACGGCUGGCCGCCGACGAGCGCGCUCGCGCUGCUCGUCAAAAUGGCGGCGGUGUCGACUGCGGCGACGGUCGUUCACCAAAAGCUGCUCGCUCGAACCGCGGCCGACUCUGCCAUCGCGGCGGCAGCUGUUGAGCUCUCCAGAAGACAGGGUGCCUGA